GACAGAGUGACGGGCGUCACUUUUGACUUAUGGAAACAUGGCUGCCGGCAGGGUCAGGCCAAUCAGAAGUGAGAAGGCCGGAUCUGGGGCGGAGCUGAAACUUCGGCGGUUGAACCGCUCGUGAAGAGGGGAGUCCGUGGAGAAGGGACCCUGGCCAUGGACCAGCCAGCUGGCCUGCAGGUGGACUACAUCUUCCGGGGUGUGGAGCAUGCUGUGCGGGUGGUGGUUUCGGGGCAGGUGCUGGAGCUGGAGGUGGAGGACCGGAUGACGGCUGACCAGUGGCGUGGAGAGUUUGAUGCCAACUUCAUUGAAGAUUUGACUCACAAGACGGGAAACUUCAAACAGUUCAGCAUUUUCUGUAACAUGCUGGAGUCGGCCCUUACCCAGAGCAGUGAGUCCGUCACCCUGGACCUGCUCACCUACACAGACCUGGAGUCCCUGCGGAGCCGCAAGCUGGGGGGCCGCCCGGGUGCCUUGGCCCCCAGGUCAGCACAGCUCAACUCCAAGCGUUACCUCAUCCUCAUCUAUUCCGUGGAGUUUGACAGGAUUCACUACCCGCUGCCCCUCCCGUACCAGGGCAAGCCAGACCCUGUGGUUCUGCAGGGCAUCAUCCGCUCACUGAAGGAGGAGCUGGGCCGCCUUCGAGGGCUGGAUGGCGGCCAGGACACUCGUGAUACCCGGGAGACAGAGAUCUGGCACCUGAGGGAGCAGGUGACCCGCCUGGCAUCGGAGAAGCGCGAGCUGGAGGUGCAGCUGGGUCGCUCCCGAGAGGAGGCGCUGGCCGGGCGGGCGGCGCGCCAGGAGGCCGAGGCGCUGCGUGGGCUGGUGCGGGGACUAGAGCUGGAGCUGCGGCAGGAGCGUGGCCUCGGGGGCAGGGCUGCUGGCCGUCGCAGCCAGGACUGCCGCCGCCUGGCCAAGGAGCUGGAGGAGGUGAAGGCGUCGGAGCGCAGCCUGCGAGCGCGGCUGAAGACGCUCAACAACGAGCUGGCCGUGUACCGAAGGGGGAGACGCACCCUGCCGGCGCCGGCUCCAGCCCGGGGGGAUCGAGCUUCGUCGUCCCGGGAGCGCUCCACGUCUCGCGGCCGCGCGGCCACUCGCUCGUCGUCGCGGGAGAGUGGCCGUGGGGCCAGGGGUCGCGGCCGGCCGGCACGUCCCUCGCCCUCGCCCACAGGUGGUCGUGCGCCCCGAUUUGACCCCACAGCCUUUGUGAAAGCCAAGGAGAAGAAGCAGAGAGAGAUCAGGAUGAAGCAGCAGCAGCAGCAGCGGAACCGAAUGGGCAGUGGAGGAAGCGGGGACGGGCCGUCCGUCUCAUGGUCUCAGCAGACUCGGCCCGCUACUGCGGUGACAGGCCGAGGGGACGCGGCCAGCCGCUCCCGGAACCGCAGCUCCUCGGUGGACAGUUUCCGCAGCCGCUGCUCGUCGGUCAGCUCCUGCAGCGAGUUGGAGGAUUUCUCUGCGUCGGUUUCCAGGAGUCGUCGCUGCCGUGGCCGCGGGAAACCCCCCAGCCCCACACCCUGGAGCGGGUCCAAGACGAAGUCUACCACUCGAGAACGCAACAGUCACCAGAGACACCUGGCUAGUUCCGGGGGCUGGGUCCCCAUCAAAGAGUACAGCUCUGACUUCCGGGGAGCUGACAUGGCUGAAAUAGACGCCCGCCUGAAGGCUUUGCAGGAGUACAUGAACAGGCUGGACACUCGGUCGUGACCCUGCAGAGGUGGCACCCUGAUUCCCGUUCCACCGUCAGUGGGUCGGUGUGGAGGCAGCGCCCCUCCCACGCUCCACACCUCUAGGUGCUCCUGGGGUCUCAGGUGUGUGAGGCCCUGACUCUCCCCUCUCUCCCAGUAAUGCGUUCUAGGAGAAGAGGGUAUGUGCAUUUUGUAAAUAAAUAUGGUUGUUCUUGGC
Peromyscus eremicus (cactus mouse) is the source of this 1902-nucleotide messenger RNA. RefSeq names its product coiled-coil domain containing 61 (gene Ccdc61). The record is from RefSeq and is a predicted model, not a curated record. Lineage: Eukaryota; Metazoa; Chordata; Mammalia; Rodentia; Cricetidae. Gene Ontology annotation, cellular component: centrosome. The coding region runs from base 157 to 1704 and encodes 515 amino acids. The transcript has 14 exons.